This is a messenger RNA of Uncinocarpus reesii 1704, 1722 nucleotides long. RefSeq lists its product as uncharacterized. The transcript has 3 exons. Lineage: Eukaryota; Fungi; Ascomycota; Eurotiomycetes; Onygenales; Onygenaceae. Gene Ontology annotation, biological process: negative regulation of transcription by RNA polymerase II; positive regulation of transcription by RNA polymerase II. Gene Ontology annotation, molecular function: DNA-binding transcription factor activity, RNA polymerase II-specific; RNA polymerase II cis-regulatory region sequence-specific DNA binding; zinc ion binding. Bases 1 to 1722 code for a protein of 573 amino acids. The record is from RefSeq and is a predicted model, not a curated record.
AUGGACAUCGUUCGAGGAGUUCCCCCGUCGACGGACAGUAUGAUGCGUCAUCCGUCAGCAGAAGAUCUUGAUGCCGCACAUCAGCUCGUAUCUUCGGCUCGUGGGGGAAGAAAUCAAGUGUCGGAUCUAGCUUCCGCAACAGCCGAAACGACCAUUAUGCAUGAUCCUGAGAGUGUUGAAGAUGGACCCAGUCCUGGAGAAGAGCAUCAAAGACCAGAAGAACUGAACGAUGACAGCCAACCGAAUGCGUCGUACCAGUCCUCCAAGUCUGAUGGAAAGGAUCAAGUUUUUUUAGGCCAUUCAUGCGUCAACUGCGGGACGAAAAGAACGCCCCUUUGGCGGAGAGCGCCCAACGGUUCAACGAUAUGCAACGCAUGUGGCCUAUAUCUAAAAGCGAGAAACGCUGACCGUCCAACAAAUCGUAAUCGCCAUUCAUCCGCCACCAUCGGCUCCAACGCUUUGCGAAAUACAGACGUGCGAACAAGCACCUCUCCUACUGCCGGUGGUGGGUGUUCUGGCAAGCAGUUCAAUGUUACGAACGAUCAAGUCGCUCCAAGUGGAACAUGUCCAGGAGGUGGUAGCUGCAACGGAACUGGCGGUGCGGUCGGUUGCGAUGGCUGCCCGGCAUAUAACAACCGCGUCUACAAGUCAGCUUCGCGACCUCCCGCAGCGAGGCAAAUAUCGAGGGCUUCUCCUCAAACCGUGAAUCAACCUGGAAUGCUGGGUCAUGAGGCAAGCGAUUUAUUAGAUGUGCCACAACACGAUGGCAGUAUACCCACCGCAUGCCAGAACUGCAGCACUACGGUUACUCCACUAUGGAGAAGGGAUGAUCAGGGACAUCCUAUUUGCAAUGCCUGUGGCCUCUAUUUCCGGCUCCACGGCUGCGCUCGACCGGUCGCUAUGAAAAAGUCGAUCAUCAAACGAAGGAAACGUGUCGUCCCGGCACUCAGAGACAGAUCUCCAACUGCAGGUUCAUCUAAUGACUCGUCAGUUUCUCCUGAACUAGCAUCUGCUUCCCUUGCAUCAAACCGUUUCGAUUCCCGUCGAUAUUCCCAAGGGGAGCAUGGAGGCUCUUUCAUCACCAAUAUCAACAGUCAACUAUCUCCUCAUAUGCAAGCAGCGUAUCAAACGCAUAGUUCCGCUCCUCCCGCUAUCGAUUUCACCGGAUACAACUCCAAACCAACAUCUCUCCCUCACCACGGCCCACCACCGCCCGGCCUAUACAAUGGCGAUCGAGUCAGCCCAAGCGACCAUCUUCCCACAAGCGCCACGCCGAAAAAGCGAACCCUUGAAGAAGCAAACGCGUCAGAUCCCAACUCUCUUGCUCAUAAUUCCGACAUCCCCACAUCAGCCCAUCUUCCACCUAUACACCCCACCUCCUCAUCAUCCCUCCCUCAACCAGGCCGACUAAGCUCCAUCUCCUCCCUCCUUAACCACGCGGAACGACCUUAUGAAGGCGCAUCCAUCGAUCCCUCUCUCGGCGCCAACACAUCAAAACCGCAAGCCCAACAAGCCCCACUCUCACAGCACGCGCCACCGGUCUCGUUGUCGCCCCCAGCAAGCGUUGCGGGAUCUUUGCCGAGUACAACCCCCAUCAGUGCUGCCGCCAUCUCAGAAGAAGCUCUCAAAGCGGAGCGGAGGGCGCAGCUUCAGCGAGAAGCUGAGAAUAUGCGUGAAGCGCUUCGUGCCAAGGAGAGGGAAUUAGCUGCGUUGGAACCUUGA